UGCAAAUGAUACCAUAGUGAAAGAUCAAAAUUUUGAACCAUCAUGGUCAAGAAAAGUUGGAGAAACUUGUAAAGUGCCCAAUCAGUUAAAUAUUUCCAUAGAAACUAUUGGCACUUGCCUUGUAUUGAAGUUUAGCUCCUCAGGCAGGCUCCUAUUAGCUGCUUGUGGUUCGCAAGAACAAUAUUAUUUACUGCUCUCUGAGAUACCGUCUGGGAAAAUUCUGCAAAAGGAAUUUGCUCACUGUCAAGUAAUAUAUGACAUUGAUUGGUCUUCUGAUGAUACUUAUAUUUUAAGUGCUUCCAGUGAUUACAGUGUAAAGAUAUGGAAUGUGAAGCCAUGGAAUCUGUUCUCAUCACUUGUUCAUCCAUCAUUUGUUUAUUCAGCCAAAUUUCAUCCUUCUUCCACAAGUAUUUUAGCCACAGCUUGUUAUGAUCAUAUUAUUCGUAUCUGGAAAAUAAGUAAAAACACACAAAAAGUAUUUGAACUGGAAGGGCAUGAGGGCUCAGUUUGUGCACUUGAUUGGCAAAAGUUGGGAAAUGUAAUUUGUUCUGCUGAUUCUGUUGGUCAAAUCAAAGUUUGGAGAACUUCAACUCUGCAAAAGAAGGAUGAUUGCAGCAAUUAUGUUCUUGAGAAGGAAAUCAAUUUACAAUUAAAGGGUUCUUCUAUUAAUAAGAUUGUGUCGGAAAAGGAGAAUAUUUUUUGUCUUUUUUGCAAUGAUUCAGUGAAAAUCCUGGAUAUCUCUAGUGAAAGUAUUAUAUUUAGUGUUACACCUGAUAUUGUGACUCGAAAUAGUUGCAGAGGAUGUUGUUCACCAUGUGGAAGCUUACUAUUCAUUUCUCAUGAAGAUGGUCAUAUUUCUGUCUGGAAUAAGAUAACAAGUGAAAAAAUUUGUGUGAUGUCCAAUGCAAUGAUACUUGGUAGACUCUCAUCUAUUGACUACCAUCCAUUUUAUCAUAUGUUGGCUGUAGGUUCAUGGGAGGAGAACAUGCCUAUUCAUCUAUACAUUCAUGACCAAACAAAUUCAUCUGAUGGAAAUGAUACCAAAAUGAAUGAAAUAACAGAUACACAUAAUGUCUCUAGCACUUCAUAUUUGACGUCUGAAACAGUUGAUUUGAAUAACUGUACAGUAUUGAAAAAUUUGAACAGUCUUUCUUCAUGGCAUAAGAAAUCAGAAAAGUACAUGUUUGAUGUGAAUCAAAGGACUGAUGAAAAUUCUGAUUCUUCAUCUUCAAAAUGCAUCAGAGAUUCAGUUGUGUCUUCACAAAUGUUAAAGAAGUCAUUAGCAAGGCCUCAAGCAGAAACUAGCUCCAGUACAAAAUGUCAAGAAUUCAAUGAAAUUAUGACUUCAAACAAUCCCCUCAAUGCAGUUUCAACAAGUCAUCCUUCAUUGCUCAAAAGUUCAAAAAGGGCCCAGAGGCGCGAAAAGAUUAAAAGAUGUAAAUGACAGAUAGAAGUUUGAGAAGACUAUUAUUUGUUUGUUAAACUGUAU
Messenger RNA from Uloborus diversus, 1489 nucleotides. RefSeq names its product jouberin-like. NCBI's taxonomy places the organism in Eukaryota, Metazoa, Arthropoda, Arachnida, Araneae, Uloboridae. Gene Ontology annotation, cellular component: ciliary basal body. The record is from RefSeq and is a predicted model, not a curated record. Gene Ontology annotation, molecular function: protein binding. Gene Ontology annotation, biological process: motile cilium assembly.